AUGAUGCACUUCUCCGCCACCAAAGCUCUCUCCUUUGUUCUGCUGAUCAGUACUACUUGUACAGUCCAUGGCCAGCUGAUUAAUGAGUAUCAGCCCAAUCCUCCAGGGGGUGAUCCUUCUAAUGUGCAAGUUGAGCUGAAGGGAACUCCCGGGCAAUCCUUUACUGGAUGUUUCAUCUCCAUUGAAUGCGAUCUUCUAACUUUCGCUGGCAAUGUGGAUCGUAUUGCCGAAGUUAGUGGCACGUUUGAUUCCAAUGGGCUCUUGGUAGACACUAUCCCAGACUUGGAAAAUCCAUCCCAUAUUGCUGUUCUGCUAGAUGCAAGCUGUGCUAGCCUGGUGGCAUCCACUAGCCUGUCCACUGGAAGUCCUGCCAGUUCAUUUUCGUUGCCCGCUUUGGAUGCCAUUGGAGUUCCUGAUUCUGCAGGAGAUGUAUCCAACUGUAUUCCAUCCAAUCACAUUUCUGGUUUCAGCGGUGGAAACCAUUUUGCAUACACUGGUGACGAACCCAGACUAGUCUUUCGGGAUGGGAACACCAAUGAUUGGUAUGCCAUCAACGAUCCAGACCGUGGAGUGGUAUACGACAUUAACGGAGCCAGCCAUGAUCCUUCCGAAUUUGACACGGACCCCACUGCAGGGACAGAUACCUUUGGCCAAAAGAAUCCAUCAACAACCACCAGCGCACCCACAGAUGUAUCUGCGGGUGGAAAUGGAGAUCCCCACUUCAAGGUAAGUUGUGGAUUCUUUGACUAUCUAUUGCUUAGUGGCUGA
Seminavis robusta is the source of this 768-nucleotide messenger RNA. The record is from the annotation of a GenBank genome assembly. NCBI's taxonomy places the organism in Eukaryota, Bacillariophyta, Bacillariophyceae, Naviculales, Naviculaceae.